This is a messenger RNA of Lactuca virosa, 474 nucleotides long. NCBI's taxonomy places the organism in Eukaryota, Viridiplantae, Streptophyta, Magnoliopsida, Asterales, Asteraceae. The record is from the annotation of a GenBank genome assembly.
AUGUUUAUGAGGAUUGUGUUUCGGUGCAUUAGUUUAAAGUUAGAGGAUCGCCCUACAAUGAAGAGGAUCAUAAAAAGGAUUGAGGAAGCACAAGAUAUACAAAAUCAACACGAAGUAGCAUUUACCCUAGCCACACAAAGCCAACAACGUGAAAACCUCGAAAGUUAUCGAAUUUCACUGAAGGAGAUCAACUCUGCCAUAGAAGACUUUAGUCAAGAAAUUCCUAUCGGAGAUGGUGGAUACGCUUAUGGCCCAAAACCCCUGAUAAGUCUGGUCCGACGCUACUAUAAGAAGGGACUCGAGAAAUUAAUUGAUCACAAUAUAAAAGAUCAAAUUGAUGACCGUUCUUUUUAUGCUUUUAAAGAACUUGCAUGGCGGUGUAUAAGCUUAACCUUAACGAAACGCCCUACAAUGGAAACAAUCAUCGAGGGAAUUGAGGAUGCAAUGGAACUUCAAGUAAGUACAUUUCUUUAA